Messenger RNA from Dromiciops gliroides (monito del monte), 1864 nucleotides. It is a transcript of the gene RD3, whose product is annotated as RD3 regulator of GUCY2D. The record is from RefSeq and is a predicted model, not a curated record. NCBI's taxonomy places the organism in Eukaryota, Metazoa, Chordata, Mammalia, Microbiotheria, Microbiotheriidae.
AGGUCCAAGCAUAACUAUCUCCUUUGGCUGGAAAAUAUGGUCAAGUGAGAAUGGAAUCUGCUGUGACUAACUCACAAUGGGGGAAAAACAACUCAAUGUGAAGUCAUAGGUCAUAGAUCCAGACAAUCCCUUCUUCACAACUCGAAACAAAAAGUGCUCUACCCUCUCUGCCUAGCAGGUGCCAGCUAUUGCAGCUAACUUCAGAAACUCAGCAACACAGAGGUCAUGUCCCUGGUUCCGUGGUUCCGGUGGAGUGAGACCCCUCACAAACUGACUCCCAGAAGUCCAGCUGAGAUGGUGCUUGAGACUCUGAUGAUGGAACUGGCUUGGCAGAUAAAGGAAGCUGAGAAACAGCAUCGAGAAAGGGAGAAUGAAUACCGGAAGAUUCGUACUGGGGUUGACUAUAGCUGGCUGGCAAGUGCACCCAGGAAUGCCUAUGACCUUAGCCCUGGGGAGAGGCUUCAGUUGGAGGAUGCCUGCACCAAAAUCCACCCUUCUUAUUGUGGGCCCAUGAUCCUCAGGUUCCGGAAGCUCAUUGCUGAGUAUGAGCCAGAAGUCCAUGAGGUAUCCCAACUCUACCGCUCAGUCCUACAGGAAGUGCUGGAGAAGAGGAAGGAAGAGGCUGUCAGGAAGCUGACCAAGCAGUGGAACACUCGGUCCCGGGGCACCCUCUCCUGACCACCUUUAGGACCCGUGCCCGGCAUCUUCCCUUUUGCCAGCGACAUUCGAACCAUCUCAGAGGAUGUGGAGCGGGAUGUCCAUCCACCCGAGGGGUCUGGAUUAUGCCUGAAUUUCCAGAUACACAAGGACCAGUAACUGAGAAAAAAGGAGCUGGAUUCCUAGGAAUGACUUAUUAGCCAGGUUUCAACCACAAGUGCCACCUUUUUUUCUCCUACUCACCUCUUUUACCUAUCCUACUUUUACAAGCUCUCCCUGCCCCUUUUCUGAGACCCUGAGCCACUCAGAGGAGUGAGGAACCAAUGAAUAUACAAAUGAUGGAAUUGUGACCUUAUUUACACAGGCCUAAACAUGCCACCCAUUCAGCUGUUAGAAGGUAGGAAGUAGAAUGAUGUUUUCAGGCAUUGUAGCCAGGAUUAGGAUUGGCCAGCAUAACCCCAGAUGGGACCCCAGAGGGCCAGGACCAUGGAAUAGUGUCCAGGACUUCAGGUCACUCUUAUUCUAGCCUCCCCUAGGUUUAAAAAAAAAAGGUCAAAUAGAGGAGCCCCCCCCUCCACCCCUUCCCUCAAAAUUCAUUACAAACAAAGGUAUUGGGUAGACAAAUAUGCCCAUUCCCUAUCCCUGUCUCUAAGAGAAAGGGGAUUACUUUGCCUUCCUGCUGAGACCUCUACCACCUGAGUUAUCUUAGGGUUAAUUAUUUCUCCAUUCCCUUUGUUGGUUUUUGUGGUUGAGUGGUGCCUGUUCAUUUCUAUUCUUUGGGUUUUUUCUUUUCUUUUAUUUUUUUAAACUGAACAAAUCAUAGUUGGUUGGAACCUAAGGGUAAGUUAGCUAGUCCAAAGCCCUCAUUGUAUAGAUGAGGGCAAUAAGCUGUUCUCCAUGGGCCAUUUGGCAAUCCCCCAGUUCCUGAGCCCUUAAGCUGUGGGCUAUGACAGAGCAGAGCCCAAAGGCCAUUUUCCCUGCACAUCUAUCACCCAAGUUAUCCCCUAACAGGACAUUGAAGUACCCACGGUCUUUCUGGAGCAGGUCUCCUAAAAUCCUACUCGUAGACUGACAACAUGCAGGGACAGAAUGAUGGCACAUAAAUAAACCAGUUCUCAGAAGACCCUCCCAAUAAAGCUUUGCCCAUUGGAAAAGCAGGGCAAGGGACCAUAAAGAUCAUCUAGUUGAAAUCUCCCCUCUGGCCACC